This is a messenger RNA of Triplophysa dalaica, 2059 nucleotides long. RefSeq lists its product as uncharacterized. Bases 44 to 2035 code for a protein of 663 amino acids. Lineage: Eukaryota; Metazoa; Chordata; Actinopteri; Cypriniformes; Nemacheilidae. The record is from RefSeq and is a predicted model, not a curated record. The transcript is spliced from 11 exons.
CAGAGAGGAGGAGGAGGAGUUGUAGUAGAUUGUUGUUGUCGCCAUGCCGUCCAGACGCUGUUAUUUUCAUCCCCGUGUGAAAUCCCCCUUGUUCGGUCUUCCCAGAGACGCUGCACUUAGAGAACAAUGGUUAACGUUUAUUUUUAAAUCGGUUCCUGAAAGUUAUAAUCCCAAUAUAGCUCUGUGUGCUGCACACAUUGCGGAGGACAGCUUCCUCAAUCUAAGUCAGUACAAUGCCGGAUUCGCACAGAGGUUGUUCCUGAAAGAUGGAGCAGUUCCCACGUUGUCUGGAGAAGGCGUUGUUUAUGGACCACAACCGCAGGGACCGAGUUCCCAAGAGCUCCCUCCUACAUCACUUGAGGAAGCUUCCAGUCAGCCAGACACUGUGAUCAUGAAGACAUCGCCAACGAUGCGAUCAGUGGGCACACAACUAUCUGUUGGUACAUUGAGGGAUGUCCACGUAAGGAGCAAAGGCAUGCGGCUGUCUUCAACACCAGAUCGCGGCUCAAUCUUCAGGCCGAGCAAGAGACCUCGUCUGGAGUUGGAGGAACACGAAGAGGAACAUGACUCAACAUAUACCCCAGAGUCUGUCACUCAGGAAUCAGAAUUGUUAAUAGAUCCUGAGUCCAAUUACGGUGAGAAGAAGUACAUUGUUUUUGAAAGCUGCCUUAGACAGAUGUUUGAGUCCUGUCCAGUUUGUAAAGCGACUUGUGAUGUCCGCAAAAGACAAAUGGGGACUUUUGUUGCAUUCACCCAGCUGUGUGAAGAAUGUCAUUAUCACAGACGGUGGCAGAGUCAGCCCAUUGUAGGGAGUACCCCGGUGGGAAACCUGCAAUUGUGCGCUGCCACGUAUUUUCUGGGAGGGUCCUAUGCUAAACUCCAAAAGAUUUUCAAGGCCAUGCAGCUCCAAACUGUGCAGUACGGUACUUUCCGGAGACAUGCAAGGAAUUUCUUAGAGCCUGCCAUCAUCCACAAGUGGAACAGAGAUCAGGAACAUCUUAUUCGGCAACUGAAAGAGAGGGGAAACCUUGCAAUAGCUGGAGAUAUGCGCGCUGACUCACCAGGACACUCAGCUAAAUAUGGAAGUUACACAUUGAUGGAUAUGGAAACCAAGUCAAUUGUGGAUCUUCAGCUAAUUCAGAGCAACGAGGUAGGUGGUAGUUACCACAUGGAAAAGGAGGGUUUGAAGCGCUGUCUUGAUAAGCUGGAAUCUUGUGGUUUGGUGGUUGACUCCAUUGUCACCGAUCGCCAUCCACAGAUUCAGAAGUACCUGAGAGAACGCAACGUCACUCAGUACUAUGAUGUGUGGCACUUUGAGAAAGCUUUGUCUAAGAAACUUCGCAAGCUUUCGCAAGGUAAAGACUGCAAGAUGCUGAAAAAAUGGUUGAAAAGCCUCAAAAAUCAUCUGAACUGGAGUGCGACUUCUUCUGUAUCUGGUCCUGAAAAGGUGGCGAAGUGGACAUCACUUCUUAAUCACAUACAGAACAUCCAUAUUCAUGACAACAGCCUGUUUCCUAAAUGUGAACACCCAGACAGAGUUUCAAAGGAUCCCAAAAAAUGGUUUCAACCAGGCUCAGUGGCACUCCACAAAGUGGAAAAGUUAACGUGCAACAAGAGAGUUCUCAAAGACUUUGAGAAACUCAGUCACCACUUUCAAACCUCCUCACUGAAGGCAUUUCACAGACGGAUUCUACGUUUUGCCCCCAAAAAUGUAGUUUUCUACUUCAUAGGAAUGCUGUGCAGGUUGUAUCUCGCAGCCAUGCACUACAAUGAGAAUUGCAGCCGCCCACAGGCAAAAACAACUCAAGGACGGGCUACGUACAAAAUCGGUUUUCCCAAGUCAAAGCAAUGGAAGUGCACAGGCAGGCCAUUGAAAACACACCCAACAUACAACUGUGUCGAUGACCUUAUGAGCCUUCUACUACGUAAAGUCAUUGUGGACUCGACGCCAUAUGCAGAAGAACUACAUCAGAUCACUGUUCCACCUCACCUGUCGUCACAGUUCAAAAAACCCUCAAAGGAAGAUGUUACAUAAUAAAAUACAUCAAAAGACUUUGAA